CUUGGGGGCGGGAAGGAGCCGGAUUGAUACGCUCGCGAGAUGCACUACACCAUGUGACCGGAGACUGCAGCUCUCGCGAUAUUUUCUUACUCGCGGAGAAUCAUCCCGAAGGGUCGGAUGGCGGCUGCUAUCAUGUUGGGAGUUGACUCCAUUAAACUGGAAAAUGGACAGAGCACCUCAUCUAAACUGGGACUCCCACCGCUUACCCUGGAGCAACAGGAGGCCCUGCAAAAGGCUAAGAAGUACGCAAUGGAGCAGAGUAUCAAGAGUGUCUUAGUGAAGCAAACUAUUGCACAUCAGCAUCAGCAGCUCACCAACCUCCAGAUGGCAGCAGUGACAAUGAGCUUUGGAGACCCUCUCUCACCUUUACAAUCGAUGGCAGCGCAGAGGCAGCGCGCUCUCGCCAUAAUGUGCCGCGUCUACGUUGGGUCCAUCUACUACGAGCUGGGAGAGGAUACCAUACGACAAGCUUUCGCUCCCUUCGGACCAAUCAAGAGCAUUGACAUGUCCUGGGACUCGGUCACAAUGAAGCACAAGGGAUUUGCGUUUGUGGAAUACGAGGUACCGGAAGCCGCACAACUUGCACUGGAACAGAUGAACUCUGUCAUGUUGGGUGGAAGGAACAUAAAGGUGGGUGACAGGAACAUAAAGGUGGGCAGACCGAGCAAUAUUGGCCAAGCUCAGCCUAUCAUAGACCAGCUGGCAGAGGAGGCCCGCUCCUUUAACAGGAUCUAUGUAGCAUCUGUUCACCAGGAUUUGUCAGAUGAUGAUAUCAAGAGUGUAUUUGAGGCCUUCGGAAAGAUAAAGUCUUGUAUGUUGGCGCGGGACCCAACGACGGGAAAACACAAAGGUUACGGUUUUAUAGAGUAUGAGAAAGGUCAGUCCUCACAGGACGCAGUUUCCUCCAUGAACCUGUUUGAUUUGGGUGGUCAGUAUCUUCGUGUGGGGAAAGCAGUUACUCCACCAAUGCCUUUGCUUACGCCUGCCACCCCCGGAGGAUUACCGCCUGCAGCCGCUGUCGCCGCCGCUGCUGCAACUGCCAAAAUCACUGCUCAGGAAGCAGUGGCUGGAGCGGCAGUUCUUGGGACGCUGGGCAGUCCUGGUCUGGUAUCGCCAGCACUAACCCUGGCACAGCCCCUGGGGGCCUUACCACAGGCUGUCAUGGCAGCACAAGCGCCAGGAGUUAUUACAGGUGUAACUCCGGUGCGGCCCUCUCUCCCGGUGACCAUCCCACAGGUGGGACUAGUGAACCCUAUACUGUCCAGCCCUCCAGCGAUUGCACAGUUGGAAGUAAAGAAAGAGAAGGAGGAAGAAGAACCGGCGCUGGAGUCGGAACGUCCGGAGAUGCUGAGUGAGCAGGAGCACAUGAGUAUCUCCGGGAGCAACGCCCGGCAUAUGGUUAUGCAGAAACUCAUGCGCAAGCAAGAGUCUACUGUUAUGGUCCUGCGCAACAUGGUGGAUCCCAGAGACAUCGAUGACGACCUGGAGGGGGAGGUGACGGAGGAAUGUGGCAAGUUUGGCGCAGUGAACAGAGUAAUCAUCUAUCAGGAGAAGCAGGGAGAGGAGGAAGAUGCGGAAAUUAUUGUUAAAAUAUUUGUUGAGUUCUCCAUGGUCAGCGAAACGCACAAAGCCAUACAGGCGCUGAAUGGCCGAUGGUUCGCAGGGCGGAAAGUAGUAGCAGAGGUUUACGACCAAGAGAGGUUUGAUAACAGCGAUCUAUCGGCAUGAAACUUCUCGGACUUUUAUCCCAUUCCCCAUAUGUCCUUGUACUGUUUAUUUUAUAUGAUUGUGGAUUUGUCCUUAUUCUCCAGAGUAGAAGGCUGGGAAAUAAAGUCUGUCUGUUUUUGUUUUUCA
Molecule: messenger RNA, 1854 nt
Organism: Pseudophryne corroboree (corroboree frog)
Lineage: Eukaryota; Metazoa; Chordata; Amphibia; Anura; Myobatrachidae
Gene: PUF60
Product: poly(U) binding splicing factor 60
Exons: 11
Coding region: 118-1728 (536 amino acids)
Biological process (GO): alternative mRNA splicing, via spliceosome; regulation of alternative mRNA splicing, via spliceosome; mRNA splice site recognition
Cellular component (GO): precatalytic spliceosome; catalytic step 2 spliceosome
Molecular function (GO): RNA binding
Source: RefSeq, a predicted model, not a curated record